AUGGCCCACCAGAGGUUCAGCAGGCAGCCGUGGAUGCACUCAAGUCCAUCGCCGCUGUGUGAGUAUGCGAUGGGGUAUUCCUCUCCCUGGCUGUUUCUGACGCAGCUUGAGUCGACUCAAAGUACACCGGAUGGCCCACCAGAGGUUCAGCAGGCAGCCGUGGAUGCACUCAAGUCCAUCGCCGCUAGCACGAGCCUGUGGUGGUCGGUGCCUCAGCUGCCGCAGCACCACAAGACCAACCUCUUCUCCGUCAUCGCAGCCUCUAUCACCUCCCUCACUCGCCAGCAACACUCCGCUGCUGUUGCUGCCGCUGCUGCAGCAGGGGGAUACUCAGCAGCAGGAGCAGCAGGGGCAGGAGGAGCACCAUGGGGGACGGUAGCAGCGGCGGGUGGGGUGUCAGCAGCGGAAGGUGCAGGAGUGGGGAUGGGUUCAGAUGGGGGGGGAGGGGUGUCGGAUCACACGAUGCUGGUGCAGAGCAUCAAGUUGGCACUGGCAGAGAUGCAGGUGGCAGGCCGAUCAGGCACUGGCAGCGCCCAGGACAUCGGUUCACCACUGAACGUGGCUGUCGCAUCUGUCAUUACGGCUGUAGCAGCUGCUUCAACUUCCCUGGCUCUGGACGAGGUGUUCUGUGUGCCACAGCCACCACUGCAUCUCAUUGCCGAUGCCUUCGGCCAGAUGGCAAAGAAUAGACCUGCUGUGUUCCGAGCCAUGUGGCCGAAUGUGUUGAGGAAGAUCGUCCCACAGUUGCUGAGUGUCACUGAGACCACCAAGCACGUCUUUGCUGAUGCAAUCGCCCACUGGUGCCGGGCAUUCACCCACGGGCAAGGCAUGGCUGUGGUGCUGGCGCUGCAGGAGAGACGAAGCAGGGAGGCAAGAGGGGAUCAGGAGGGUGGAGCACCGUCAGAUGAGCUAAGGAAUAUACCAUGGACGGCUGAAGAUUGGGAGGAGUCUCGUUCUUCCAUUCCUCUGCAUCGCCCUGUCUGUCCCUCCCCUCCCAGUGCUCUCCUCCAGUCCGCGUUCGACCUUUUCUUGCAGCGAUGGCUCCUCUCUUCCUCCUCACCUGUAAAGCUUUUUGCUCGAACAAUCAUCGAUGCCAUGUUCCUCUCCUCUGACACUUGUCCCCUCUCUACCCUCCAGAAUCGGCUCGCCACAGCCAAGACUAUGGCGGAGAUAACGUACCCGGCUAUCCACAGCCAAGGCCAUGGCGGAGACGACGUUUCUGCUGCAGGAGAGCUACCCGUGUUGAGGCAUCUUGAGUGCCAAAUGCCUUGUUCUCCUGUAUCCCCGUUUGUUUUUCCUGCAGGCCCGGCUGUCGACAGCCAAGGCCAUGGCGGAGACGACGUUUCUGCUGCAGGAGAGCUACCCGCCCGGCUGUCGACAGCCAAGGCCAUGGCGGAGAUGGCGUUUCUGCUGCAGGAGAGCUAUCUGCGCUCCACCGUCAGCGCUCUGCUGCCUGCCCUUCGCUCCCUGUACGGCAAGGAGCCAGAGGAGUAG
Molecule: messenger RNA, 1494 nt
Organism: Closterium sp. NIES-65
Lineage: Eukaryota; Viridiplantae; Streptophyta; Zygnematophyceae; Desmidiales; Closteriaceae
Source: the annotation of a GenBank genome assembly